UCUGUUUCUAGCCUACGGAUUUCCAACUUCCUCUUGCCCUAUCACUGGAACUCCCUACGUCAUCUGUCUCCGACUCUCAGAGUCCUGACCAAACUUUCAGACGCUGAUCCGGAAUCUAUGCGGCACACGCUUCCCUGCAGAUUCUCAGCUGUGUCUCUGUCAUAGUGCCAGACGCCGCUUCGGUUGAAUCACCGCACACGCUUCCCUGCUGUUCAGCUCCGCUUAUCUCAGCACUCUCAGAGUUAGUACGCUGUACUCCGGACUACCCCACUAAACACGGCCAGAGCACUGAGAGAUAUCAGGUAUUGAUGUAACUGGAGUGAGUAAGGGAACCUUCUUCCUGAGCACAGACAUUGGCGCUUGUUAUCAGCAUGAACUCAUAUGUGUUAGACAAACACGUGAAUAGUUCAUAUCCAUCCUUCACUAUAGAAAACAUCAGAAUGAUACCACAAACCCCAAAAAUCUUAGACACCAAUGACUAUUCACAAACAUGGGGGAUAUCACAAAAGAUAUUAAAAGACAGUGAAUUGGCAGGAGCUGGGCAGCAAUCAUUAUGUACAGAGAGUAAUUUAGUAAUCAAACAAGAGGAAAACAUUUAUGAGUUAUCUAGUGAAAUUAUUAUCCCAGAUGAUAAAUCACACACAUUUACUGAGUUUUCAAAACAUAUUAAAGAAGGGAAAAGUCCACAGUCUAACCAAAGGAUUCAUACAAAGGAGAAACCUUUCAAAUCUACAGAAUGUGAGAAAAUCUUUAGAUGGAAGUCUUAUCUACUAGAACACAACAAACCACACACAUAUACUGAGUGCGGCAAAUGUUUUAUACAAAGUAAUCAUCUGGAAACUCAUAAAAAGAUUCACACAGGAGUAAAGCCUUUCACAUGUACAAAGUGUGGAAAAAGUUUUACAGAAAAAAGGAAUCUGAAAACUCAUGAAAAGAUUCACACAGGAGAAAAGCCUUUCUCAUGUACAGAGUGUGGAAAAUGUUUUAAAGAGAAACGUCAUCUGAAAACUCACGAAAUGAUUCACACAGGAGAAAAGCCUUUCUCAUGUACAGAGUGUGGAAAAUGUUUUACAGAAAAACGUUAUCUGAAAACUCAUAAAAUGAUUCACACAGGAGAAAAGCCUUUCUCAUGUACAGAGUGUGGAAAAUGUUUUACAGAAAAACGUAAUCUGAAAACUCAUGAAAUGAUUCACACAGGAGAAAAGCCUUUCACAUGUACAGAGUGUGGAAAAAGUUUUAUACAAAACAGUGAACUGAAAACUCAUGAAAGGAUUCACACAGGAGUAAAGCCUUUCACAUGUACAGUGUGUGGAAAAAGUUUUAUACAAAAGAGUGAACUGAAAAAGCAUGAAAUGAGUCACACAGGAGAAAAGCCUUUCGCAUGUACAGAGUGUGGAAAAAGUUUUACACGAAUAACAAGUCUGAAAAAUCAUGAAAAGAUUCACACAGGAGAAAAGCUGUUCACGUGUACAGAGUGUGGAAAAUAUUUUCCAGAAAAGAGUAAUCUGAAAAGGCAUGAAAGGAUUCACACAGGAGAAAAGCCUUUCACAUGUACAGAGUGUGGAAAAAGGUUUACACAAAAGUGUGAUCUAAAAAAGCAUGAAAUGAGUCACACAGGAGAAAAGCCGUUCACAUGUACAGAGUGUGGAACAAGUUUUACACAAAUAACAAGUCUGAAAACUCAUGAAAGGAUUCACAUAGGAGAAAAGCUGUUCACAUGUACAGAGUGUGAAAAAUAUUUUCCAAAAAAGAGUAAUCUGAAAAGGCAUGAAAGGAGUCACACAGGGGAAAAGCCUUUCACAUGUACAGAGUGUGGAAAAAGGUUUACACAAAAGUGUGAUCUGAAAAAGCAUGAAAUGAGUCACACAGGAGAAAAGCCGUUCACAUGUACAGAGUGUGGAAAAGGUUUUACACUUAUGAAUAAUCUGAAAACUCAUGUAAGGAUUCACAAGGGAAGAAACCUUUCACAUGUUUAGAAAGUGGAAAAAAGGUUUUUACUGAAAUCCGGUAUCACAAAACACUAAAUAUUUACACACAAAUAAACUUUAUAUACACAUUGUACAAACCUUUUUACAAUUAUCCUAAAGAGGACAAACUCUCUAAAUAGAAGCAUCAAAAAGGAUCCUAUUGUAAAUAAUACUUUCUAAAUCCCAGUUAUAAAAGCCCCAGAUUGGAAGUGCUCUCCUGCUGUCCUUUGUUCCUCUAUAUAUGUGCACCUCAGUUUCUCUCAUAUCAAUGUGAUAGAAUCCAAACACCACACAGGAAUAUACAGAUCUGUCCUCAUACUGACCAGUUUACACAACCAUUCACCACCAAAGCAUCCCCAGUGUUGUUUAUUAAUGUGCCAGUGUUAGGAGUUGUACGUUUGUUUUACAUAGGGGAGGAAAUAAUUACAUUAACAGAAUAAAGGAGACUUUAUAUGAAGAGUGUUGAAGAAUUAUAUGAACAAGAACAUCAGUCUCAAAUUAUUGACAUCUGGGAGAUAUAUUUAAUGUGCCCAUCAUGUGGAUAAACCUUUUCUUAUAGCAAUAGAUGCUUAGCAUUGUACAUGUUAUAUAGCAGAGGAAUUACUGAGGGGAAACUGAUUUUAUUUCAUGGGACACAAUAUCAGUAACCGGUACAUACGUGAUUAUAAUCAGUUUAAUUUAAAUGGCUACUAUAACCUACAUGUAUACUGGGUAUGUAAUAUGUGUGUCAUGUGAUCAUAAUCAGUUUAAUUUAAAUGGCUACUAUAACCUACACAUAUACUGGGUAUGUAAUAUGUGUGUCAUGUGAUCAUAAUCAGUUUAGUUUAAAUGGCUACUAUAACCUACAUGUAUACUGGGUAUGUAAUAUGUGUGUCAUGUGAUCAUAAUCAGUUUAAUUUAAAUGGCUACUAUAACCUACAUGUAUACUGGGUAUGUAAUAUGUGUGUCAUGUGAUCAUAAUCAGUUUAAUUUAAAUGGCUACUAUAACCUACAUGUAUACUGGGUAUGUAAUAUGUGUGUCAUGUGAUCAUAAUCAGUUUAAUUUAAAUGGCUACUAUAACCUACAUGUAUACUGGGUAUGUAAUAUGUGUGUCAUGUGAUCAUAAUCAGUUUAAUUUAAAUGGCUACUAUAACCUACAUGUAUAUUGGGUAUGUAAUAUGUGUGUCAUGUUCUGUAACUUGAUAUUAUGUCUGUUAUAUGUUUUCAUGUUAGUUAGAAGCCACAAGAACUGAUAAUAGCACCUACUGUAUAUAUAAAGGGAACAUUAUAUGUCUGAUAAAUCCCUUUGUAUCAAGAGCACAAGUGUUAGGUAUAUUUAUACCAUUGUGUGCAUAUAUCAUGUAAUGCUGCUUUUUACUAUAUAGUGAUAUACAAAGUGUUUCAUGCAAAUAAAAAGUGAUUGUAAUCCA
This is a messenger RNA of Bombina bombina (fire-bellied toad), 3377 nucleotides long. Its product is annotated as gastrula zinc finger protein XlCGF26.1-like. The record is from RefSeq and is a predicted model, not a curated record. The transcript is spliced from 3 exons. Gene Ontology annotation, molecular function: RNA polymerase II cis-regulatory region sequence-specific DNA binding; DNA-binding transcription activator activity, RNA polymerase II-specific. Bases 372 to 1976 code for a protein of 534 amino acids. Gene Ontology annotation, biological process: regulation of transcription by RNA polymerase II. NCBI's taxonomy places the organism in Eukaryota, Metazoa, Chordata, Amphibia, Anura, Bombinatoridae. Gene Ontology annotation, cellular component: nucleus.